CUCUGUUUGGGAAAUAUGCUUGAGGUCCGCACGGAUCUCUUGGAUCGGCGCUGGACCUAUUUUCCUGGCGCGCGGAUCGCGCCAGGGGCGGCGCCAGAGGCGCCGCCAGGGGGGUCCAAGUGCCGAUGCAAGAAAUCUGCGCGGAGCUCCGAAAGUUUAUGUUUACUCCGUAUUGUGAUCCUCUAGUUCCCCGAUUCAUGGCGUCCCCCCGUGAAGGCUCAGCCCCCCUCUGGGACCGUCGCAGCCAACUUCUUUUGGUGGUCACGAGCCAGCGGCGGCGCAGACUCCGGAGCAGGCGCUCUCGCACGCGAAGAUGGGCUUGUGGACGACGUGCGUGGCCUUCUCGGCGGCCACUGCGCACUUUCUCAGCGUCUGGGUGACGUACAAGGUUGAGCUCGACCACAAGCACCACAGGGAGCACGAGUUGGAGCUCGAGCAGGGCCGCCAUCUGGACGACCCGCACCACCGCCGGCACUUGCGACGGCACUUGAAGAAGGAGGAGGCGAAGCACGCCGCGAUGAAGUGGACUUUGCAGCAGGCGGAGGAGACCAGGCGCGCGCGGGCCGGGCACGAGGCUCCCGGCCCGGGGGUGACUGCCGCGUGAGCGCGGCCUCGCAGGCUCUGGCGGCUCCACUUGGGACGGGGGAUGGCAGGGGUGAGAGGACAGCGGGGGUGGUACGGCGACUGCCAGAUAGGGCCGGCCAACGCGCAGCGAGCCCUUCGAGCGGGGGGCGGUUUCACCCGUGGACGCGUGGCGCGAGAAGGUGGAGCCCAUGCCAGGGCCCCGGUUGGCAUCACGAGGGCGAGCGCGUGCGCUGAAACAUGGUCGCCGCCACCGCUGUCGUCGUCAACCCGAGGCCGAGCUCCGGCGGCAAGCGA
Messenger RNA from Prorocentrum cordatum, 879 nucleotides. NCBI's taxonomy places the organism in Eukaryota, Dinophyceae, Prorocentrales, Prorocentraceae. The record is from the annotation of a GenBank genome assembly.